Molecule: messenger RNA, 3748 nt
Organism: Callorhinus ursinus (northern fur seal)
Lineage: Eukaryota; Metazoa; Chordata; Mammalia; Carnivora; Otariidae
Gene: NRBP2
Product: nuclear receptor binding protein 2
Biological process (GO): protein phosphorylation
Molecular function (GO): protein kinase activity; ATP binding
Source: RefSeq, a predicted model, not a curated record
GGCCCGAAGCGGCGGCCUCGGAGGGGCGGGCGGGUUCUACUCCCCGGCCGGCCGCGCGCCCGCGCCUCCCAAUUCCAGGACCAGGGUGGGGGCUCGAGGCGGCGGCCGGCGGCUUCGCUCCUGCCUGGACGUCUGGGCGCGGGGCCAGGGCAGGCGGGCAGCGGCGGCGGCGGCGUGGGGCCGCGGAUCCCACGGAGGGCGGCGGCCUGGGCCGGCUGAGCCAUGGCGGCCCCGGAGCCGGCGCCGAGGCGGGGCCGGGAGCGGGAGCGGGAGCGGGAGGAUGAGAGCGAGGACGAGAGCGACAUCCUGGAGGAGAGCCCGUGCGGCCGCUGGCAGAAGCGGCGAGAGCAGGUGAACCAGGGGAACAUGCCAGGGGUCCAGAGCACCUUCCUGGCCAUGGACACAGAGGAGGGGGUGGAGGUGGUGUGGAAUGAGUUGCACUUCGGGGAUAGGAAGGCCUUCGCGGCCCAUGAGGAGAAGAUCCAGACCAUGUUUGAGCAGCUGGUGCUGGUAGACCACCCCAACAUUGUCAAGCUGCACAAAUACUGGCUGGAUGCCUCAGAAGCCCGGGCGCGGGUGAGCCACGGGCACAGGCACACCACAGGGUGGGAUGUGGCCACAGCUGGGGUGGGGGAUGGGUGGUGGUGGCAGGGACCCGCCUGCAGUUGGCGGAGCCCGCCCGCCCCGCAGGUCAUCUUCAUCACAGAGUACGUGUCAUCGGGCAGCCUCAAGCAAUUCCUCAAAAAGACCAAGAAAAACCACAAGGCCAUGAACGCACGGGCCUGGAAGCGCUGGUGCACGCAGAUCCUGUCUGCACUCAGCUUUCUGCAUGCCUGCAGUCCCCCCAUCAUUCACGGGAACCUGACCAGUGAUACCAUCUUCAUACAGCACAACGGCCUCAUCAAGAUUGGCUCUGUGUGGCACCGCAUCUUCUCCAAUGCGCUGCCAGACGAUCUCCGAAGCCCGAUCCGUGCUGAGCGUGAGGAGCUCCGGAACCUGCACUUUUUCCCGCCAGAGUAUGGUGAGGUUGCUGAUGGCACUGCUGUGGACAUCUUCUCCUUUGGGAUGUGUGCACUGGAGAUGGCUGUGCUGGAGAUCCAAGCCAAUGGAGACACCCGGGUCACAGAGGAGGCCAUCACUCGUGCCAGGCACUCACUGAGCGACCCCAACAUGCGGGAGUUCAUCCUCUCCUGCCUGGCCCGGGACCCCAGCCAUCGGCCCUCUGCCCACAACCUCCUCUUCCACCGCGUGCUCUUCGAAGUGCACUCGCUGAAGCUCCUGGCAGCUCACUGCUUCAUCCAGCACCAAUACCUCAUGCCUGAGAAUGUGGUGGAGGAAAAAACCAAGGCAGUGGACCUGCACGCAGUCCUGGCAGAGAUCCCCCGGCCGCCCCGGCCCCCGCUGCAGUGGCGGUACUCGGAGGUCUCCUGCUUGGAGCUUGACAAAUUCCUGGAGGAUGUCAGGAAUGGGAUCUACCCGCUGAUGAACUUUGCGGCGGCUCGGCCCCUGGGGCUGCCCCGUGUGCUGGCCCCACCCCCUGAGGAGGCGCAGAAGGCCAAGACCCCGACGCCAGAACCUUUUGACUCGGAGACCAGAAAGGUGAUCCAGAUGCAGUGCAACCUGGAGAGAAGUGAGGACAAGGCCCGCUGGCAUCCGACAGUGCCCAGGACCUUGCCACCGAGCUGGUACACUAUGGCUUCGUUCACGAGGAUGACCGGACCAAGCUGGCUGCCUUCCUGGAAAGCACCUUCCUCAAGUACCUUGGAGCUCAGCCGUGACCUCGCACCCCAGCCCCCAGGGACCAGCCCUGGCCGCCCACACGGGGAAGCUCAGCAUUGGGCCAGGGUUCAGGGGACCAGGGGCUGAGCUCUGCUUACAUGCUUGGGGGCUAAUGACCAAAUGCCUGCUAGUGAGGAACUUCUGCCUUCCACAGCUUUCAAGGAGGCCCUGGAGUGGGGUGGGGGGGGGGGUGCAUUUGGGGUCCAUCAGGGGGUGAAGGAGCCUGGGUUGGGGGUCAGGGGAGUAGUUAGGCCCCACAUGUCCUUAGGAUAGGAUUCCCCCACCUAGCCAGCUUCCACAACUCGCAGUUCCUUCCCAUAUCGUCCAUUUCCUGGCCAAGAGUUCUUUCCCACCCCAAGAUACCUGGUCAGUGAUUGAGCCUUCAGCAUGGGGGAGGCUGCCCUGCAGGGAGCCAGAGUGUGGGGGUGGGGGAUCAGUCCUGGACAGAUGCCUGCCCAGGGAAAUGCUCCACACCCUGUUGGAACCACAGACCCACAUCGGGAACCCCCACAUUAAGCCAGUGGUACCAUACCUGCAGGCGUCAGGCACAAUGCUGGGCACUAGGCAGGGCCACGACCUGGCAGGAGAAGCAGAUGGCAGAGACACUUCAAGAGUCCCCAACCCGACAUGGCUCCUGCACAGCCCUCCAGCCCCUGCCCAGUGCAGACCCAUCUUGGAGCCCUCUGCUGACUUUCCACUGCUCUGGGACAGGGACCUGCCACUCCCUCUGCAGACUGUUCUGGCCCCUGCAGCCCUCUCCAUAGGGCUAUUUUCUCUCCCACAUUCCUGGGCCUGGAGGGGUUGGGUUUAGGCAUCCUCCUUGCUCCUCGAUGUGCCUCCUCUCAAAUUCACUACCCCCCCAUGUAACGUCACUCACCCCCUCCUGUGGCAGCUGCCUCCCAAGUCCUGAGACUAUCAGCCCCUGACUCCCUGUCUCUCCCACUCAACUCCCUCCCACCCCUCAUUGUCCUAGCCUCUUUUCUCCUGGACCACCUCCCAUCCAUCUUCAAAUUGAGUUAAACGUUCUUCAGCAUUUUAAAUUGCAUGUAUAAACUUAGUGCAUUCAGGUUUCUUUUGAAGUAUUUCUAUUGUCAGACCAGGAAAGCUCACCACUGUGUUACUUCUCUUGUUAUAAGAAUUUACCACAAACUUAGUGGUUUAAAACACCACAAAUUUAUCAUAGUUCUGCAGGUCAAAAAUCUGGUACAUGUCUCACCAGACUAAACUCAAGGUGUUAGCAAGGCUGCAUUCCUUUCUGGAGGUUCUAGGUGAGCCGAGAACUAUUUCCUAGGUUUCCAUAUUCUGCUCCUUCAGGUUAUUGGCCUGCAGAUGUCAGGCAUGGCAUGGGCACGGGGCACUGGCCAAGAAUUCAUUUCCUUGCAACAGUAGGGCCAAGAUCCCCAUCUUCUUGCCCGCUAUAAGCUGAAGGUCAUUUUUUGGCUUCUACAGGCACCGCCAUUCUUUGGCUCAUGUACUCAUCCUCCAUCGUCACAGCCAACAACAGCCGGUUGAGUCUUUCUCAUGAACCAUCUGUGGUUUUCUGCAGCCAGGAAAGCUUCAUGUAAUUAGGUUGGGUCCACCUGAAAAAUCCAUCGCAAGUUCCUUAAUCAUAUCUACAAAAUCUCUUUUGCCAUAUAAAGUAACAUUCACAGGUUCUGGGGGUUAGGGCAUGGACAUCCUGGAGAGAGGGUAUCAUUUUUCCACCUACUACAUUACCCUAACCAAAAACCAAAACAAAAUUACCAAGGUGUAUCAAAUAAAUGUACAAACAUAGUGAAUCUCAAGUUGUCUUAAACAUCCCAAUACUCCACAAAGUUACUCUUUCAACUUAAAAUAACAAAUCUACAAUAACAUACAAGUCUAGUUGGAAAUCCUGAUGCUAUCUUAAACAAUUUGAGUGUCAAAUGCAUAACAGAUUGUACCCAUGAUUAAACUGAACUCAAAACUAUCAAUACAUUGCUUCAUUUAA